Messenger RNA from Acanthosepion pharaonis, 507 nucleotides. The record is from the annotation of a GenBank genome assembly. NCBI's taxonomy places the organism in Eukaryota, Metazoa, Mollusca, Cephalopoda, Sepiida, Sepiidae.
AUGUAUCUGUCUAUCUAUCUAUCUAUCUCAGUCUGUUCAUAUCUAUCUAUCUAUCUAUCUAUCUAUCUAUCUAUCUAUCUAUCUAUCUAUCUUAGGUUGUUCAUUAUCUAUCUAUCUAUCUAUCUAUCUAUCUAUCUAAGUCUGUUCAUAUCUAUCUAUAUAUCUAUCUAUGCCCGUUUGUCUAUUUGUCUGUCUUUGUUUUUUCUUAUUCUUCCUACGCAUUCUCUUCUCAGUAUCUCUCUCUCUCUUUCAUUUAUCACCCUUUUCUUCUCUUGUUCUUUUCUUUCUGUCUUUUUUAUCUUCUUUUUUAAAAGGAAACAGUAUCCUGUCUCGCAGAACAAUGGGACAGCUAUCGAGAAUAUUGUCGGUGUGUCCAAAACGUUAUACGAAACACGUCGUCUUUACGCUUUUCGUCCAUACGUUACUGAUUCUUCUUUAAUGUACCCCACUGGCAAGACAAAAGAUGCGCGUCGUCUUUCCAUUAAUUCUCUUCAAGUGCUUAACUAG